AGCGCCCUCCUCUGUUCUCCCCAGCCGCUCCAAAAACCCUCCUUCUCUUCCCCACAUCCCGAGUCCGCCACCAUGACGACCCGUUUCAAGAAGAACAGAAAGAAGAGGGGCCACGUCAGCGCCGGCCACGGAAGGAUCGGCAAGCACCGCAAGCAUCCCGGAGGAAGAGGUAACGCCGGAGGCAUGCACCACCACAGGAUACUAUUCGACAAGUACCAUCCGGGUUACUUCGGGAAAGUUGGUAUGAGGUACUUCCACAAGCUCCGUAACAAAUUCCAUUGCCCCAUUGUCAACAUCGAUAAGCUCUGGUCUUUGGUUCCUCAAGAAGCUAAGGACAAAGCUACCAAGGACAACGUCCCUUUGAUUGAUGUCACCCAGUUCGGAUACUUUAAGGUUUUGGGUAAGGGAGUUUUGCCUGAAAAUCAACCUGUUGUUGUUAAGGCCAAGCUCGUUUCCAAGACUGCUGAGAAGAAGAUUAAGGAAGCUGGUGGGGCUGUUGUUCUCACUGCUUAGGUUGUUUUGCUUCUUGGAUUUACUAAGUCUGAGGUUUUAUUAGUAGUAUUAUAAUUUGGCACUUUUUUGGAUUUACCCCUUAAAUUUUGUUGCUAUGAAAUGAAUGUUAUUGGACCCUUUUUAUGGAUGUUUUUAAUGUUAUUCAGCAGAUUAAUUUCAGCACUA
This is a messenger RNA of Coffea eugenioides, 678 nucleotides long. Its product is annotated as 60S ribosomal protein L27a-3. Gene Ontology annotation, molecular function: structural constituent of ribosome. Bases 73 to 513 code for a protein of 146 amino acids. Gene Ontology annotation, cellular component: ribosome; cytosolic large ribosomal subunit. Gene Ontology annotation, biological process: translation. The transcript has a single exon. NCBI's taxonomy places the organism in Eukaryota, Viridiplantae, Streptophyta, Magnoliopsida, Gentianales, Rubiaceae. The record is from RefSeq and is a predicted model, not a curated record.